AUGGUUGCUACGGGUCAUAUAACGCAAGCAAGUUCAUCCGUUUUGGCAUUUCUGCCUCUUUUUUUGCGUGCUCCAGUCGUAAAUGGAAUGAGACGGGGAGGAAAGGAGCUUGGCAUUCCAACAGGUAUACCGCAUGUAUGCAAUUUUAUUAGAUUCGAUUUUGUAGCGUUCCAUGUUACUUUGUUCUACGCUGCCAGAGUCUUGGGACCCACGUCGGGGUACUUAUUCGCGUAACUUGACUAUUCUGAUAAAAAAGAGCCAGCUUCUUUUGAUUUUUUAUAUUUAGAAAGGAGGUAGUUGAUAGUGUAUUGAUUGUCUCGUAAUCAACCACUGUAAAGGGUGGAUUCAUUAAGAUUUAUAGCAAUCGUAAGCAUUAAUUUCCAAAACACUUUUGACUACAUCUCUUAGCUUCUGGACUUUUCGAUUACUUUUCAAUUUUUCAUGGUUAAGAAGCGCAACUUUUAUGAUAUAAAUAUGUAAAAAUAAGUGUUCUUUCAAUAUUUAUUUGAAGUCAGUACAAUACAGUACAAUCAUGCCUCAAUAUUUAUUGAUGAAUCCUGUCCGGUGCUUGCCAAGUUUGCCAUGUUUUUAUUGCGCAACUGUUGCGCAACUGUCUGCAAUUUACGGCCUGCGGUUUCCCACACGAGAGAUGCGACCGGACAAAACAGUAACUCGUGCGUUUUACUCGUAACUUGUCACAGGUGUAAUUAUUCUUCUCCUUCUUUUCUCUUCUUCUUGCUUGGUUUGAGGGCUGAAAUGCCUUCCCAUAUAACUUCAAGUUGUUUUCCUCAUUUUUCCCGUGGGGAGGUUGUUAAAGGUUUUGGGAGAGGUAGUAAGGAGUUGGGUAUUCCAACGGGUGAGUUGAAACUUUUCGUGAUAUCAUGCUUAAACUAACUUACAAUUUAAUUUUGUUUUCUGUGUAGUCUACACGAAUUCAUUAAAAUCUUUUCAAGACCACAGAACCAAAUUAAUUUUUUAAAAAAAAAUUCAUUUGGUUGUUGGAUGGCAGAUCGAUAUGAUCGCACAAAGUGAAACUUGUCAAUUCAAUUCAUUUAUAUUGUCGAGUCAAGACUUCAAGUACAAAAUUACGUACUCUGCAAAGUUGAAGUUUAGUUGAUUUAUCGCCCAGGUUAAAGACGCGAAGCUGUUUUUGUGAGAGACAAACUUUUUGAGUUAGUAUAGUUUGGUCAUAGUACAAAAAUGAAGUGUGGAAUUUUUAUAUUUGGGAUGCAUAAUUUUGUAUUUAACCUAGUUCGCACAACCACAGACCGUCAGCAUACCGUCCAUAAGCAUAAGGAUGUUCUAACUUGAUUAGAAGCAGAAAACAGAGUUUCUUGAUGAAGGCUGUGCUUCUCUCUGCCUAUGCAAUUGGUCAUAGGCCUAGAUACAAAAAUCCUAAUGCUACUUAAUUUCUUGGGUCUUUAAUUUCUUGUUUUCUACGAUUGAAAAUAAUUUUGUGCUUGAAGUCUAUAGAAUACACAGUCAUGGGAUGGAACGUACUUGAAUUGCAAAGGUUAAUGCCAGUUUUCACACUUGCUUAUUGAAGUCAUGAAAAUAAAACCCUGCAAAAUACUAUCUUUCCAAAAUCGUGAAAUAAGUACCAAUAACGUUGGCCUAUUUGGUUAAGUUGAUAAUUUUCUUGCCAAGAAUAACAUUAACAUGAGCAUAAGUUAGAAGGUUUUGAUAUUCUUUGUCCAUGCUCACAGCUGUGCAUGUCAUCCUCUAUGACUAUUGUUUAACCUUACUGCCAGCUGGCCCCCUAUACAUGUAUAUUUAUGGAUGUCAGUGUAAAGCAUUUUAGAUGACAGCUCAAGAAGAGUGUUGGGACUUGUGCAGGUGUAGGGCAGGUGAUGUGGGCUAUAAAAUCAGCUUUCCAAACAUCAAAGGUGUUUGUUCAAUAAUUUUCUAACUCUUGCCUUGAAAUUUAGUUAAUGAUUUACAGUAUGUUUUUUUUAAGAAAACGACUUGUGUUCCAAAUACAUGUAUCCAAAUGCAAGUGCUACACACAAAGUCCCACAGAACAAAAUCCCAGCAUGUGUCCAAAUGUUGUUUAUUGUGUACUUACUUCUGGUACAUGGAUGUGUCUUUAGUUAUGUUGUGUUUGACACAUGAAGUUACUACACUAUGUGUCGAGUGUUAUAAAUGUACAAUUACCUCCAAUAGGCUUUUGAAGUCCUGUCAUUCUAACCAAAAUUCUCCCUCAAUUCUCCAUGAUCCAUACAUGUAUGUACAGUUAAUUUGAAUCCUGAAAAAUGUAUGCAUUUCAAGGUUUAUGGAGAAAACAUUUCCAGUACAUUAACCCAUUCGCUCCUGGAGAUUUUGCCGAAAAACACGUUUUGAAGCUAGUCGAGUGGUUUUCUGGUCACUGUCGUGCUAUAAAGAGCUAAAACUUACCACAAACUGGUUUACAGGUCGAACACUUCACGGCCUUCUGAUCCAGAUGCAAAAUAUCAGCUUGCGAAGUUCGGGCAUGCGCAGAAAGCAAAAUUUCGACAUAGUUUUUGGGUUUAAAGGUGACACAGCAGUCUUGACUUUUACUUUUCGCUUUCUCUCCUCCCUUCUUUUUUUGCUUUUCUUGCCUCAUUUUUUUUUCUCUUACUGGGCAUUUAGUAGGCUUGAUUUUGGUGGGAAGAGUUUUAGGAAAGCUUUUAAGAUCUUAGGAUUAGGUGAAAGGAAAGGUAGGUGGGUAAUGGAACAAGAUUUUCAUGGAGAUUUUCGGGUCAAUGUCACGUGGUUUUUUGCUUGUUUCUCCGGUGUCCUUGACUGAAUUGUGCUCAUUCUGGUAUGGUUUGAAAGAUCUCUUCACUCUGCACAAGUUAGUGAAGAAAGUUGUCCUUGACCGUUAAAACUGAUGACGUCAGUCACAAUGGGUAGAAAGGACCUGGAUCCGCACGGGCGGUUACGGGCGGUUCAGGGGCGAAUGGGUUAAAGGUGCAGUAAUGUGGGCCGUAACACAGUCAACCUUUUGUGCAAUGUUUUUUUGUUUUAUGAGCUGUAAAGCAGUUUUGCUCAUUUUACCACCUGUGGGCUCAACUUAGUGUGGAAACAUUUCGUUGCAGCAACAUGUUGCAGAAAUAGAAGAGUCUAGUACUAUGCGCAAAAAAUAUUGUGGGCUGAAACAAAGAAAUAUUGUUGCAUGACAAGCUGCUCAUACAGGUACAUGGUGUUUAAAGGAGCGACAUUAAUUUCCGACAAUCGUGGAUGAAAAGUGGCUGGAAUGUGUUGCCUGUACAGCUGCUUAAGCCAGCACUUUGAUUUACAUUUUGUAUGAAGAGGUGAAUUAUUUGUUUUUUAUCUUCCAGCAAACUUUCCAACAAAUGUAGUGGAUAGUCUUCCUGAAGCUAUUAGUACUGGCAUUUACUAUGGCUGGGCAAGUGUUGACAGAGGACCAGUAUACAAAAUGGUGAUGAGCGUAGGAUGGAAUCCAUUUUACAAAAACACCAAAAAAUCAAUGGUUAGAAAGUAUUUUUGUUAUAUUUUGCAAAUUUGUUGACAAUUUUAAAAUGAUCAAGUCUCAUAGAGGAGAUUAAAGUUCAUGAAAAAUUUGACGAGUAAUAGUUGCUACCUUUACAUUUACAUUAUUGAUUCUUUUUUUUCAUCUUCAGGAAACACACAUUAUUCAUACAUUUGAGGAUGAUUUCUAUGGAUCAGAGCUCAGUGUAGUUAUUUUAGGAUUUAUUCGACCUGAAAAGGACUUCCCAUCAUUAGGUUAGUUGAGUGAAGUUCAUCUAAAUCCACCAUCGUGUUGUUAUAAAAUUUGAAUUUUUAAAUUUGGAAGAAGGAGAAAUCUAACACCUGCUAGAAAGCUCAGAAAAAAUUCCGAGCUCCAGUUGAGAAUCGAACUCAUGACCCUCUGAGUUCUAGUUUGGAUGUGUUAAUCACUGAGCUGCCAUAGCAAGCAGGGUUGACAUUGAAUUACAACUCCACCAGUCAUCAAGGACUUGCUUGAAGUCGGCCGUCCACCAGCAUACAAGAACAAGACUGUUCAAUAUGAUUUGGAAGAAAGAGAAUUCUAAUGCCACCCACAAUUUCUUUCUUUAAGUAAUAAAAGUAAUGAUGUAUAUUGUACUGUAUUUUUAAGCCUGGUUUUCAUAUGUCGGAAAAUCCCAGACGAUCGAGGAUUUUACUGUUUCCCGACUGUCCCAGAUUAUGCAGACUAAUGAAAACUUGAAAUCGUAGAUAUCCCUGAUCGUCUGGGAUGGGCAGGGACAAAUCAGGAGAAUCGGGAGCGUUUCUAUUUUCCCGACGCGUCCCAGAUUUCUGCGAUGGUCGGCAAUCAUGCUCGACAAAUGAAAACUCAAGUUUGUAUCAUCGGGGACGUCGGCGAUGGAUUUCGCUCAUUACCAAUCCCCCAAAUUGGUGGGCUCCAGUCCCCCCAUCAUGCAAGUUUCAAUUUUUUGCGCACUUUCCAUUUCCGGCCAAAUUCAUCGGUAGAAUUAGAGACAGAAUUGUGGUGAUUAUCCGAUAUAUCUGGGACGGUCGGCAAAAAGUAAAAGCCCCGAUCGUCUGGGAUUUUCCCGACAUAUGAAAACCAGGCUUUAAUUAGUCACUUUCAAUUUUCAGAAUCUCUCAUAGAUGCUAUUCAAACAGACAUCAGAGAAGCAGAGCAAGCUCUGGAAACACCAGAAAACCAAAAAUUUUUAUCACAUAGCUUCUUCAAAACAGAGGGUGACAAUGCUAAUGGCUGCACAUAA
Molecule: messenger RNA, 4694 nt
Organism: Porites evermanni
Lineage: Eukaryota; Metazoa; Cnidaria; Anthozoa; Scleractinia; Poritidae
Source: the annotation of a GenBank genome assembly